AUGGAAACACGCGUUACUAGUUCAAUUUACUCCGUACAAUAUACAUCCAACAAUAAAGGAAAAAUACCAGCAUUACCCGAACCAUUAGGUCAUGUUGGAUGUACAAUGAAUAAAACACAUAUUAUUGUUGUUGGCGGAGUUAAUCGAGACAUGCAAAUGCAGAAUCACUGUUACACAUUUGACAAGCGAACAGUGCAAUGGACACGUAUUGCCAAUAUUUUUGAUAAAUAUGCUCUACCAAGUUUAGCAAUAACGUCGGAUGGUGAAAUAAUUUAUGCAAUAGGCGGUCUUGAUAUGUUAGCUACCGUACCAACGGCAAGUGAAGCCGUAUUUAAAUAUGAAAAGUCAAAAAAUAGGUGA
Didymodactylos carnosus is the source of this 360-nucleotide messenger RNA. The record is from the annotation of a GenBank genome assembly. NCBI's taxonomy places the organism in Eukaryota, Metazoa, Rotifera, Eurotatoria, Philodinida, Philodinidae.